AUGGCGGCGAAAAUAUGUUUCAUAUUUUUCGUGCUGUUUUUUACGAACGUUAAAAGUGAUAGUUUAUUUGAAAAAUCAUACGAAUAUGUCAUGAAUUUAGGAAAGAAUUUGGCGCCGAGUUUUAAUUCGUUUAUGGACUGUUUCGGUGAGAGGGACGCGUGGUCCUGUACGAGGGAAAUGGCGGGAAAGUUACUUGACAGCUGGGAUAAAGAUGUCGACAAACAAAGGAGGCAAUGGGCAGAUGCUGCGGAUGCCGAAGUGAGGUCAUCGGGUAGAUCCUUUGACGAGAUGCCUUCAAAACUUGGCGAGGAGAUCGAACUGUCUCUGACGGGGAUCACUGACUUCGUUCAAAGGGGUAUGGCGAGAGCAUUAUCAAGAAAGAAGCACGACGAUGGCGGUGGUAUCGACAGCAUAACAAUCUCGACAUCAGCUAAUGAAAAGAAGAAAAUGAAGAAGAAGAAACAGAAACCGCCAAAGAUACAGCUGAUCCAACCAGUGAUGAUGCCCAUGAAGAAGAUGGAAGAGAAAGGUCGAAAUUUCGGGAGGGUUCAGUCGUGGGUUGUAGGCCAGAACGAAACAGCUAGACGGGGCAGGGAUCUUAUGACUGACGCCUGGAGUCUUGGAGCGAAAGCGUUGGACGCAAUGGCUGAGCAUGCUUUAGACAGUGAAAAUUCAGAGAAUGGAAUUGUAGAUCGCAGUUCCGUAGAAGAACAAAGAGGCAAGAAGAAGAAGAAGAAGAAGGCAAUCCUGAAACUGUUGAUAUUGGGAGCCGUGCUCAAAGCGAAGAUCGGGACCUUGUUACAGAUUCUAUCGUUCAAAUUACAGGUGAAAUUCUUCAUAAUAGCGCUUAUCGGCUUGGCAAUCAACUUGGCGAGGUUCUGGGUGGAGCUGAAGAAUAAGCACCAACAACCACAGAAGGUGAUAUACUAUGAACAUGCUCAGCAUCAACAUCACUAUGAGCACGAAGAGGAGCCCGGCUGGGGGCCUUGGUCCAGGAGCAUGGAGCCUGAGGAUGCUGAAUCUGAGUUAGGUGAAAAUAUAAACAAUUCGCCGUACCGAGCACACGAGAAGGCGGUCCCGGUGUACCCGCCCCGGCCGCUGCUCACCCUCUCCUAAUUUAAGACAUUAAUUAAUUAAUUUAUUUAUUUAU
Messenger RNA from Vanessa atalanta (red admiral), 1150 nucleotides. RefSeq lists its product as uncharacterized. The record is from RefSeq and is a predicted model, not a curated record. The transcript has 7 exons. Lineage: Eukaryota; Metazoa; Arthropoda; Insecta; Lepidoptera; Nymphalidae. Bases 1 to 1116 code for a protein of 371 amino acids.